Clunio marinus is the source of this 213-nucleotide messenger RNA. The record is from the annotation of a GenBank genome assembly. NCBI's taxonomy places the organism in Eukaryota, Metazoa, Arthropoda, Insecta, Diptera, Chironomidae.
AUGAUUGAGAGAUUGAUAGAAGGAGUAAAGCCUAAGGCAGAGCAAGCAUCAACCAAUUUUAAACAAAAGUAUAUUCACCACAGGUUCGCACCCGGAAAACAGUUCGAACAUGCUUUUGUACUUUUUUUUUUCAAAGCUGAUGAAAAAUAUGGAAAAAUUGUUUCCGUUUGUGUCUUAGAAACAGAGAAGGAGAGAAAUGUCGUUUUAGAAUAG